Panicum virgatum (switchgrass) is the source of this 1629-nucleotide messenger RNA. RefSeq names its product peroxisomal (S)-2-hydroxy-acid oxidase GLO4-like. Gene Ontology annotation, molecular function: FMN binding; oxidoreductase activity. The transcript has 13 exons. The coding region runs from base 265 to 1368 and encodes 367 amino acids. Lineage: Eukaryota; Viridiplantae; Streptophyta; Magnoliopsida; Poales; Poaceae. The record is from RefSeq and is a predicted model, not a curated record.
GGCUGUGGCCAACACUGGGGCGCUUUGUCCUCUAUCGGAACUUCUGACAUAACAGAUCACACCGAGGAGGCAAGGAGUCAAGGACCGAGGACUGCUCAUAGAAGCAGCUGCCUCUCACUCAUAGCCACAUCCGCUACCUCGACGGCGGUCCUUCCUCCUGACCUCCUCCUCCAAGUCCCUAGAGGCUAGAGGUUCUGGAUUAGUUUGAACGGCUGAGGAACAACAUAAAGUGCUAAGUGUCUAUUCUAAAUACUAAAAGCAAAAAUGGAGGAUAAUCUACCAGUCAAUGUCCGGGAGUAUCAAGAACUCGCCAAGAAAGCACUACCAAAGAUGCACUAUGAUUAUAUCAAUGGGGGAGCGGAGGAUGAGUACACACUGAGGGAGAAUAUUGCAGCAUAUGGAAGAAUUCUGUUACGGCCAAGGGUUCUUAUAGAUGUCAGCAAGAUAGACAUGUCUACAACUUUGUUAGGAUAUAAUAUGUCAUCGCCAAUAAUUGUCGCUCCAACAGGAGCACACAAAUUAGCAAAUCCAGAGGGGGAGGUGGCCACAGCGCGAGCAGCAGCAGCGUGUAAGACCGUAAUGGUUCUUUCCUUUUCAUCCAGCUGCAAAAUCGAGGAGGUCGCCUCCAGUUGCGACGCCAUUCGCUUUUAUCAAUUAUAUGUGUACAAGAGAAGGGAUGUUUCAGCAACAUUGGUGCGACGGGCUGAAAGUUUAGGAUUUAAGGCAAUUGUUCUGACAGUUGACACGCCUGUGCUUGGUAGGCGUGAAGCUGAUAUCAGAAACAAGAUGGUUGCUCCACGGAUGCCAAACCUUGAAGGCCUGAUGUCAUUCGAUGAUGAUCUUGACAGUGAAGGCGGCUCCAAGCUGGAAAGAUUCGCGCAUGAGACGCUGGAUCCAUCCUUGUCAUGGAAGGACGUGGAGUGGCUCAAGUCCAUAACCAGCCUGCCGAUCCUGCUCAAGGGCAUCGUCACCGCCGAGGACGCCAGGAAGGCCGUGGAGGUUGGGGCGGCCGGCGUGAUCGUGUCCAACCACGGCGCCCGGCAGCUGGACUACGCGCCGCCCACCAUCUCCGUGCUCGAAGAGGUCGUUAAGGCGGUGGCGGGGGCCGUGCCGGUGCUGGUGGACGGCGGGGUCCGGCGGGGCACCGACGUGUUCAAGGCGCUGGCGCUGGGCGCCACGGCAGUCAUGGUGGGGAGGCCGGUGUUCUACGGGCUGGCGGCGCGCGGGGAGGCCGGGGCAAGGCACGUGAUCGAGAUGCUCAACCGGGAGCUGGAGCUGGCCAUGGCGCUCUGCGGCUGCCGGAGCGUCGCCGAGGUCACCAGGCGGCACGUCCUGACGGAGGGCGACCGGAUCAGGGCCCUGCUGUGAGCCUGCCUUUGACCCAUCCAGUCAGGGACGGUUGCGAUGUGAGCGCAUGCAUGUGACAUUGAUUGAUCGCUCCAAAAAUUUAAGCCAUUGUGCAUUGAAGGUUGGCAGAAUCUGUGCUGGAUCAAGCUCUCUGUUCUGCUUCUGUGAGAACUUGGUCAUUGUAUCUUGGGAUCCACCUCUGGAAUAACAUGAGAACAUCGUGAGGCAAAUAAGCAACUUUCAAACACCAAAUUCUGAUGACAAGUAACUCCAUUCAGCUCA